AUGCGAUUCCUUCCUAUCACCCUUUUCGGCCUUGCCCUCGCUCCAUUCGCCGCCGCCGAAUUCAAAACAUGGGAUGACGUGGUUGGCGACAUGCCCAAGUGUAUUGACACUUGCAUGGACAAAUUCUACACCAGCGCUGGUCUGGAGGAUGCAUGUGGCAGCUCUGACUCGGCCAGUGUGUCGUGCCUGUGCGGCGUGAAGAACUCUUUCUCCGAGGUCCAGGACGGUGCCGAUGAUCUGAGCUCUUGCAUCUCAAGCACCUGCGACAUGAGCGAACUGAGCCAAGCUUCCUCCAAGCUUUCGGAAUUCACGGAGCGAUUCCAAGAUCUUCAGACCCAGUGCGAGAGCGAAGAAAAUGCCGCUAGCUCCCUGGCUCCCGGACUAAACACCCUCCUUGUUUCGGGUGCCGCGCUCCUUCUUGGUGCUGUUCUGUAA
Messenger RNA from Penicillium argentinense, 435 nucleotides. RefSeq lists its product as uncharacterized. Bases 1 to 435 code for a protein of 144 amino acids. Lineage: Eukaryota; Fungi; Ascomycota; Eurotiomycetes; Eurotiales; Aspergillaceae. The record is from RefSeq and is a predicted model, not a curated record. The transcript has 2 exons.